Messenger RNA from Raphanus sativus (radish), 1202 nucleotides. Its product is annotated as fasciclin-like arabinogalactan protein 14. The record is from RefSeq and is a predicted model, not a curated record. Gene Ontology annotation, cellular component: plasma membrane. The coding region runs from base 27 to 833 and encodes 268 amino acids. Lineage: Eukaryota; Viridiplantae; Streptophyta; Magnoliopsida; Brassicales; Brassicaceae. The transcript has a single exon.
ACAUCUAUCUAUCAUCAAUCAACACAAUGUCUUCUUCUUCUUCUUCACUAACACUCUUCUUCUUUUUAUUCGCCUCUGCCUUCCUCUACACUCCAUCAAACUCAUUCAACAUCACAACCAUCUUAAGCCAAAACAAAAACUUCUCCGAUUUCAACAAAAUGCUCUCCCAGACCCAGCUCGCUUCCACCAUCAACUCCCGUCAAACCAUAACCGUCCUCGCCCUCUCCAACGACGCAAUGUCCUUCUUCUCCAGCCAAUCGGUCGAAGAAAACAAGAGAGCCUUCAGCCUCCACGUCGUCCUAGACUACUACGACAUCAAGAAACUCAAGAGCCUGAGCAAGAAAACAGCGUUACUCACCACUCUCUUCCAAUCAAGCGGUCAAGCCAAAGGCAAACAAGGGUUCAUAAACGUAACCGUUAACAAUAACGGCGACGUCAUGUUUGGAUCUGCGGUUUAUGGUUCUCUCCUCGACGCUCAGCUUCUAGACUCGGUUGCGUCAGAGCCGUUUAACAUCUCGGUGCUUCAUAUUAGCACUUCUAUACCUAUAAUGGAUCCUAAUAAUUCUGAUUUUAUUUAUACUUCAUCUUCACCACUUCCUGCACAAGCUCCUAACGAUGAUGAUUAUGAGUAUGACGAGCCACCAUCCCCACCAUCAUCCUCUGCUAAGGCUAAGGCUCAUGCUCCUGCUGCUGCUAAGGCUGCUGAUACUGCUCCUACGGCGUCUUCUAGCAAAGACAACUCAACAAGUUCAGCUUCGGUUAUUAAUUCUUCUCAGCUUGACUUGGCGUUUGCGGUCGUGAUUUCAUCCUUCUGGUUGUUCAUGACGGUCUAGUGAGAUGGUGGUGUUAAGAGUUGAUAACAGCGUGAAAGAAUGAAAAAGAUCAAGUGAGCUUUUUUGAGACCAAGAAAAUAAAAGAAGAUUGGCAGGGAAAAGAGUUCAAGUUUUUCACCCAAAACACUAAAGAAGAGCAAACUUGGAUCACAAGAAGAAAUAAUGUGAAUGCAAUAAGGAUCGAGAAAGUUGUAAAACUCAUAAACUCUUUAUUUAUUUGGAAGCUUGGAAAUGAUCUUUAUUAAGUUGUGAAACAUAAUAAUCGGUGCUUAGGCUUUUCUGACUAAAUGGUGCAUUGUUGUUUGGUUGCAUUACAAUGUUAAUCAAUGUUCUAAAAAUCGGUCCCGUUUAUAGAAAAAAUCGACCCAA